UUUAUUGGUGCUUCUAGAAACUUGUGGGAUUCAUUGGAGAACAGGGAAAGAGUAGCAUUCUUGUUUUCUUGUACGAUGAUGGAGGAAGGUCGUUUGAUGCUGCUGCAUACCUGUACGAGGUACUGCUUGAGCAGCAAGCAGCAGUAGAAAUUUGCGAGUUCUGAAACAAAGGUCUCUCUUUCGCUGAUUGAGAUAUGGCGCUCAGGGCAUCAACAGCUUGGGCUGACGCGCCGCGGGGCCUCCAGCUCGACAGCAAGAAGCGGGAAUGUGUCUUCGUUGUCAAUCCCAAAGGGAAUGGAGCAACAUUUUCCCCAAGCUCUCGCUUGAGCUCAGCAAACAUUACAAUGUGAGUAAGUAUGUUGAUUCUAUGUUUGCAAGAUCUUGGCACUCGCAGGUCUCUCAGGUGAGGACGUCGGGACCAUUCCAUGCCACGGAAGCUACAAGAAAGGCUGUUGAGGACGGAGCUGCUGCUGUGAUUGCCGUUGGUGGCGAUGGUACACUUCACGAGGUUGUGAAUGGCUUCUUUCACGACAAUUGCGCCUCCGCGGAUGAGAGCAGCCAUAAGACAGCUCUCGGGCUCAUCCCUCUUGGAACAGGCUCGGAUUUUGCUCGAACAUUCGGCUGGAGCAAUGAUCCUUACCAAGCCAUUCAUCGGAUCGCCCGAGGAGACCAUCGACGCAUUGACACUGGCUACGUUUCUGUUGGUGGAAACCGGCAUCAUUUCAUCAACGUUGGAGCACUUCAUUUGAGCGCACAGGCCGGAUACCAUGCCACUAAGUAUAAGUGGCUGGGAAACUUGUCUUACGUGAUAGGGGCAUUGCAGGCGUUCAUGCAUCACAAGAAUCGCGACCUUGAUAUCCGGAUCAACGGAGAGGAGUGGAAACGUUUUUCAAGAGUUACAUCCAUUGCAAUUGGAAAUGGCAAGUACUUUGGCGGCGGCAUGAAAAUCACGCCAACAGCGGAUCCUUACAGUGGAGAUCUUGAGGUGACCAUUUUGCAACACUUUCAGUGGUACCACUUUGUGAUACACUUGUUCAAGCUGUACAAGGGCACUUUUCUCGAACUGAACAAUACGUGGCGGUUCGACAAAGUGAAGAGCAUCGAGAUUAAGGAGGCCGACAACGAGAGUGGAGAUGACGGCGUGUUUGUCCAGGCUGAUGGAGAGCAUCUUGGUUUUCUUCCCGCCGAGUUUGGGAUCUUGCCAGGCAGCCUCGACUUCCUGUGCUGAAACUCUUUGGCGACGCGACAUACCGUUCUUUUCUCUACGCUAACGCGUGGGUGUUAUAGUUGCGACAUUUGUUGUUGUCGAAAGGAAAAGAGAAAAGAGCCAGGGGAUCGAAAUCAAUCAAAUCAAGCCAUGACGAAGACAAAGAAGAGGCAAAGGAGCAGAGAGAGAGAGAGAGGAAAAAGAAGGUGUCUUGAAGUUUCAAAGGCUUGACCGGGGUCCUUGUCAAAGAGUGUUGUUUUCCUUGUCGUGCUCAUAGGUUUUGUAUUUGAUAUAUGGCCAUCUUUUGACCAGA
Selaginella moellendorffii is the source of this 1520-nucleotide messenger RNA. Its product is annotated as sphingoid long-chain bases kinase 2, mitochondrial. The transcript is spliced from 12 exons. Gene Ontology annotation, molecular function: kinase activity; ATP binding. The record is from RefSeq and is a predicted model, not a curated record. Gene Ontology annotation, cellular component: TIM22 mitochondrial import inner membrane insertion complex. Gene Ontology annotation, biological process: phospholipid biosynthetic process; protein insertion into mitochondrial inner membrane; phosphorylation. NCBI's taxonomy places the organism in Eukaryota, Viridiplantae, Streptophyta, Lycopodiopsida, Selaginellales, Selaginellaceae. Bases 266 to 1228 code for a protein of 320 amino acids.